Messenger RNA from Stylophora pistillata, 1311 nucleotides. Its product is annotated as stimulator of interferon genes protein 3-like. The record is from RefSeq and is a predicted model, not a curated record. NCBI's taxonomy places the organism in Eukaryota, Metazoa, Cnidaria, Anthozoa, Scleractinia, Pocilloporidae. Gene Ontology annotation, cellular component: autophagosome; endoplasmic reticulum membrane. Gene Ontology annotation, molecular function: 2',3'-cyclic GMP-AMP binding; cyclic-di-GMP binding. Gene Ontology annotation, biological process: reticulophagy; innate immune response; autophagosome assembly.
AACAAAAUGCCAUCUGCCACGCAAGCAAUUCGAGAUCCCUUUCGAAGGCGCAAAGAAGAAAAAAAAAAAAAACAUUCUGAAAGGGCAAGCACUAGAAGAUUCGUCCUCAUUUGAUGAAUGGAUCAACAGGAAAAUAACGGAUUUGGACCGAUUUUCAAGCCCCGCGGCAAGGCUGUCACUUUCGCUUCAGUAGUGAUAGCCAUUAUAUCUGGGGCCCUUCUUGUGUUUGCGCUGUGGGAGAGCGAAGAUAAGGACGGGAUAAACUUUGUGUUCUUUGCAACAGCCCUUCUUAUGCUAAGCGUAAUUAUAGGUGAACUAAUCAGAAGGGUGUCGAUGCUAGCUGAAGAAAUUCGACACAAGCAGACCAGAUAUCAAGGGGAAUGGAGGCGAGUUUUCAGAUCUACUUUCGCAUUUGAAUAUGGUUCUUGCAUUUUAGCUGUCGGUACCACUUCCGUUCUGUUUGUGUGUUAUGCUUUGUUGCAAAACUACGAAGCUUUUUUCCGCCUAGAUUAUGGCAUCUUCUUUAUUCUGAACUGUUUUGUGAUACCACAACUGGUUUUCAUCGUUGGUAUCAGAGAACCGAACACAGUGGAAGCAACAAUGUUGAACGAAAGAAAUAACAAGAACGUUGCUGACGGCUUUGCAUGGAACUACUACUUCGGCUACCUAAAGUUGGUUCUUCCUAGGCUUGAGGCUCAGAUUGCAAAAUCGUCGGAGUUUCGUUACAAGAUAACCAAGAAGAAACUUUACAUCUUGGUGCCGAAAACAUGUUAUGUUUAUGAUAAUAUUGCCGACGCAGAUCCCAGGGUUACUUGGGCCGGUGAUCUUACACCGUGUAAAAUCAACAGGGGAGGGAUAAAGGAAAGAAUUUACAAACAAGCAGUUUACCGCGUAGCGAUGACUGACAAACAUGAAUACUUCUUCAUUUUGGAAUACGCUUCCAAUCUUAUGUCCUUGUAUGACAUGUCUCUCCAUGAAGACGCUCCCUUGAGUCGCCAAGAGCGGGAUGAUCAGGUUGUUCUUUUCAUUCGCAAACUGAGGGAAAUUCUUGAGGGUUGUAAAGAAUGCAGAGGAAAGUGCGAAAUAGUUCCCAUUUCAGGAGAUGAAAAAUCAAAGAUAGCAGAUGUUCUGGUGGCAAUACAUAAUGCUACUCAAGUGGAGUCAGAUGAAGCCGACCUUUAGGUUUAAAGAGUGGAUGAUUGUAACCAACUGUUAAUGUCACAAAACAGCUUUUAAAUUCAACUCUUUCACUCCCAAGAUCGUUUUAGCAAUUCUCCUUACUGUCUGCCAUACAAUUCUUUUGAAGCAAGU